GUUAAUACGAGCGCCAUACUAGCGCUGGUCCUAUAUCCAAUUUACUCCGGGUAGCGUCCAUUUACCCCUCCGGCGGCAAAAAUGCUGAUUGGGAUCAUCAUAACGCCAUACUGCAGACAUUUUCCCAAGAUAGUAUUCCCGUGCGUUGAUGUUGAAACUAACCCCUCCAACCAUACUCCAAACAGGGAAUAUUGCCUUGACUGCAUUGCAGCUGCAUGUACCGCGGAUAAGCCUCGGAGCAACUAAAAUGGAACGGUGCCAGGCAUGCUCCGUACACAGACCAUGCUUUGUCGUUGAUGUGACGGCCCUAAUCCCUGAUAGCAUGGGGCUGUGAACAUGCAUGUAAGCAUCUGGCUCUGGAGUGUACAUCAGAUGUUGACAGCUGCAUGGUCAUUAUUACUCCCAUCCGGAACCAGGGCGCCCGACUUGUCUUCCAUCCUUCUCAUUUUCAAUGGCAGGGGCUCUUGUGUAUAGAUACACUAUACAUUUCUUCUCCAUCGGUAGCGAGUGUUAAGAGCACCUUGGUGACAUCAUGCCUGGCACGCCAAUACCGAGAGAACAAAUCUCGCCCCACUAUCUAGAAGAAAAUAUCUCUGGUCGGCUCAUCGCAGCAUCGUCGAUUAUCUUGAUAGUUACAACCAUACUGUUGGCCCUUCGUCUGUAUGUCCGCAGUCUGCCGAAUGUGAAAACUGGCUUGGAAGAUAUCCUGUUGCUUCCUGCGUAUCUCCUUUCGGUAGCGUCCUGUAUUUGCGGUUAUCUUGCGGUCACCCACGGUGGCGCCGGUCGCCAUGUCAAGGCACUGGUGCUGGAAGACCCAAAUAUCAUAAUUGUACGAGGGAAACUGCUCUACUCGCUCAGCUGGGUCACGGCAUACUCAAACUGCUUCUCGCGACUGUCGGUCUUGGUAUUGCUCUAUACGAUAUUUACGCCAGGUGUUGCUCGAAAAUGCACCGUUCUCCUGAUGGUCUAUAUGGUCCUCUUCCUGAUCUCGCAAACAAUUGCCGGUGCCAUGGAAUGCCGGCCACUCGCAUACUUCUGGGAUCGCACCGGUGAUGGAACAUGUAUCAACCUCUUCUUGUUCUUUAAGCUGAGUGGGAUUCUUAAUAUAGUUGGUGAUGUUGCCAUCAUGGUGCUCCCCGCGCACACAGUGUGGAACCUACAGGCAUCAAUAGCCAAGAGAGUGGCUAUUUCACUUGUCUUUCUCUCUGGUAGCAUAGGCUUGAUUGCGUCCUGCUUCCGAACCGCCUCUUUCUUCACGUCGCAAGAACACUCAACGCAAGAUCCUACAUGGACGGAUGUUGAAUUGAUGAGCUGGACAAUUGUUGAAAGCGGCAUGUAUAUGGCCGCUGCGUGCACUAUGCGCCUGCGCCCACUAUUGAGAAAGCUACCUGGGUGGUUUAAACAAUUCAAGACCACACAUGAAAGUGGUGUGACAGUCGAGAGGACUUUCACCAUAGAAGAUGGGAAAGGGUAUGAGAUGAACUACUACGCGAAGCAAGGCCAUAUCCCGCUCAGGUCGUUUGACAGAGAUCUAAAUCGGGCGAGCCUGCUCCAAAGCCCUAAACCGUCCGGAAGUAAAUAGACGGAUGCUUUCUAUAGAAAUAUGUGCGAUGUAUAUAUAUGCCUAUCGUCUUUUGUUGUGAGUAUUAAUCCUUGCUGGGAUUGCGGGAGCAGUCGCACUCCUGGGAUGCGACGCAACGCAUGAAUAAUGAACAAACAGUAAAUCACAAAAGUAUGUGUACAGUUGCAGCUCCGGAAUGAUUCGGAAGGAAUUUGUAACUUUGAUUUAUUACCAUUGCAUUGGUUUUCCAACAGGGUCCACUAGAAUGAGCAUAUAAAGACAAAGGCACUUCCC
Aspergillus pseudonomiae is the source of this 1855-nucleotide messenger RNA. RefSeq lists its product as uncharacterized. Bases 533 to 1582 code for a protein of 349 amino acids. NCBI's taxonomy places the organism in Eukaryota, Fungi, Ascomycota, Eurotiomycetes, Eurotiales, Aspergillaceae. The transcript has 4 exons. The record is from RefSeq and is a predicted model, not a curated record.